AUGUCCGAUCAGUUGCGUAUCAGCACCUUUAAAGGCCCCGCCACGGCGACCGCGGUCUCGACGUGGUUUUCCGAGUGUGAAGGCCGCUUCGACUAUUACGAAGAUAUGAACGCCACGGUAAUCGGAGACAAGAGAAGAAUACACGAAGCCGCUGCUCGUAUCGCUGAGGAUCAUGAGAUGGAUUCGAGUUCUAAAGGCUUAAAAGCUUGGUAUGAUUCCGAGUGGAAAACACUGACCAGCGGCACGUGGGAUGAAUUUCGAGACCGAAUCAAGGAGCAGCUAUUGGGGCCAAAAUGGCGGUUGGAGCUCCUAAAGGAAUUUUUCACCCACACCCAGAAUGUCGACUCAAUGGCAGAUUAUAUCAAGCAAUUCAGUGCGCUGAGAUACAACAUCAGCCGAAGCAGCUCCCUGCCGAACAUCGACGACGCUGUGUAUAACUGCCUUCUGCUGUUCAAGAGUAACCCGGAUGUCUACAACCAAUUUGUCGACCACCAGUUGAAUGAGAAACAACUUCUUGGGGCCACGGAAAGAGAGCUGCAGGAACUCCUUCGCAAAUAUGGAGACCAAGCCUGUAAAGUGCCGCCGCUCUAUCAUAGCCAAAUGACUGAGAGUGGAGUCGCGUACAUUACCAGUACUUUAUUUAGCUCGACCCCGGCGACCUACAGCUGGGGGGGCACCAUUACCGGGUCUUUCGGGAGUCUUCCUGAUGACCCUCGCCGCCUUACCCGGCUGACACUGGUCUCAGUUAAGAGCUAUAAUAACAAAAACUUGCCGUCGAUUCAGGCGCUCCAUCUCACAUAUCACGAUAGAACUUCACAUUACGCGGGAUCUAAUAACCACUGGAGCCUCUCGAAUGAUUUUCAUAUGGAUGAUGAGAACGACUUCCUGGAAAGUGCGACAUUUUCCAGGGAUAUCACCUACGGCUUUGUCUCCUAUGUUCGUCUCGAAACCGCAAAAGGACAAACAUUCGAGGUUGGGAGCAGACGUGGGGAGACGAAAACUUUCAGUGCACCGAAAGGUUGGUCAAUUGUAGGGUUUCAAGGCGAUUGUGGUAGGAUGCAUAGGCUCUGGAAUGUCAACACAUAUCUGAACGCCAAAUUUGGGGUGAUCUAUGGACCUCGUGUGUGCGCCUAG
Messenger RNA from Aspergillus pseudotamarii, 1134 nucleotides. RefSeq lists its product as uncharacterized. The coding region runs from base 1 to 1134 and encodes 377 amino acids. The transcript has 2 exons. The record is from RefSeq and is a predicted model, not a curated record. NCBI's taxonomy places the organism in Eukaryota, Fungi, Ascomycota, Eurotiomycetes, Eurotiales, Aspergillaceae.